GCGGCUGUAACGGCCGGUGCCGUAAAGCGAGGCGCAGGCGGCGCGACAGGCGGGAAGGUCCCCUUCCCGCGUGCCCUGGCUGGCCGGCCCCGACCGAAGAUGGCGGCGGGCGAGGUGAAGUCGGUGCUCUUCGUGUGCCUGGGAAACAUUUGUCGCUCUCCAAUAGCUGAAGCAGUUUUUAGAAAACUUGUAACUGAUGAAAAAGUUGAAAAUAAGUGGAUGACAGACAGUGCUGCUGUUUCAGACUGGAACGUGGGGCGCUCCCCAGAUGCAAGGGCUUUAAGCUGUCUAAGAAAUCAUGGCAUUGAGACAGCACACAAAGCACGGCAGGUUACUAAAGAUGAUUUCCAGUCUUUUGAUUAUAUACUUUGUAUGGAUGAGAGCAAUCUAAGAGAUCUGAAAAGGAAAAGCAAUCAAGUUAAAGACUGCAAGGCCAAAAUUGAACUACUUGGAGCUUAUGAUCCACAGAAACAACUUAUCAUUGAAGAUCCAUACUACGGGAAUGAAAAGGACUUUGAAACUGUUUACGAGCAGUGUGUUAGAUGCUGUAAAGCAUUUUUGGAGAAGUCUCAUUAAUGCUUCAUCAUUUUAUUUCUAAAAGAAAAUAAUUAGCUUCUCCUGAAAUAUGUAAAGUUUACUUGAUUGAUGUAUUUAAAUUGUAAAAUUACAUCUCAGUAGGUUCAAAACUUUUUCAGUUUAAUUCUAUAUUUUAGCUUUUCUGUCAUCUAAUUAAAAAAUAUAGCAAAGUUUUAAUUGGAUUAGAUGAUCAACCAUUUUGUCACACUUCAGUGUAAUAAUGAAGUAUAUCACUCAGAAUAAAUUUAUCUGUAAACUCUUCCAGUGCUUUCUCACAAGCACUGCAAAAGUAACAUCUUGCUUCUUCAUGUGCUAUACUAACUAAACUGAGGUCUUCUUACUGUGCCCUUAGUGAGUUCAUUUAAAUCAACUUUCUAUGGGAGUCUGCGAGGUAAUAGUUCAUGUAUGAUAAGUUAGGCCUGUCAUCCUAGUAUCAUUAGACAGCCUUUGGGCUGAAGCUGUUUCACACUGAGCCUACUAGACUAAAAAACUGCCUGCCCCCAGAGAGACAUUGCUCGUAGCACUAUUUCAAAGCUUAAGCAAGCAAAACCACUGUGUGUGUCAUCAGGAUCCUGUGAAAAUGUUUUUUUAUAUCAGUUUAAAUGCUCAGUUAUUCAAAGAAGAAAUAAUUUUUGUUCUAUUACAUUUUUACACUAAUUAAGAUGAACUCAGUUCAGAAAUAGUGAUUGAUGUUAAUAGGACUUCCUUGGCUAGUCUUCCUUUGGUCUUGUGGUCAAUUCCUAGCACACUGAUACAAGUACGUGUAACAGUAUUUACUUUGAGGACAAAAAAGGUCAUCUUAAAAGCCUAAAUGUGAAAUGUACAUUUUGUAUCUCAUAGUAGUAAAAUACUCAAAUCAAUGCAAUAUAAUCAAUGAGAAAUUUGCUAUAAUCCCAGUUCCUAUGUAGGUGUCGGACAAUAUUUUCAGAUUUACUCAGGAGAAUGGAUAGCCUGUCAACAGUGUUCUCUGAGAGUAUAGUUCAACCUGAAGACAGUCCAUCUGUAACAUAAUACAAAGUUAACAGAAGGCCAGUAAGUAGAAAGUUCUGCUCUUGGACAAAAGUUGAAUGCUUUGUAAAAAUUCAUGCCUGUUUGUCCGAACAUCACCUUUCCUUUCUGCCUUAGAAAUGUAAACGUACUGAGAUCAGUAAUGUAACUGAUAUUCUUAUUUUUAAUAAUACCAACAUUGGUAUGAAUUAGCAUUACCACAUUAUUUGUAAAACUGGAUCUGUAAAACUUGCUUUCUCAUUUAUUUAGCCUUGUUUUUUUCCCUGUCUGCCUUCCAAACUAGUAGAGUAGUCUGUAUUUGUCACCUGCUCUCCCUUCUGGGAGAGGGAUGCAUUUCAAUAGAGGACCCUGUCAUUCCUGGGGAAGGAGGAAUCCUGGUGUCACUCUGCGUGUGCUGCAGCCUGCACAAUGGGGAUUAAGUUUCCUGGGACUCUUGCUGUAGAACAGCUGUGUUUGUGUUAGUGAGGUUUCUGUUUUGUGCUAAAAUUUCAGACAUAAAACUUAAGAACCUACUUAGAAAAAGGCAAGGGGUAGAUGGAACACUUAAAUACAGAAAUUGGGUUCUUUGUGCAUUAUUGCAUUACCAAUAGUUUUGAUUUUUAAAGAACAAGCUAGGAAUUUGCAAGUUAAUAGCUGUUUUACUUCAGGGACAAAGAGUAAUAUAUAUAUUUCAGGUCAGAUCAAGCACUGACUCUGGAAAAAAUUAUUUUCCACUUAUGAAUGCUUUGACAAAAUAAAUGAGGGAAAAUGAUGGGCAGUUAGGGACAAACAAUCUUAAAUGUGGUUUUAUGCACUAACCUCAGAAGUGGAAGUAUUUAGGCGUAAUCUAAUGUUACUCUCUGCCAGAAUGACCAUGUAAGAUAUUCCACUGAAAGUAAAAUAACUCCGAAGAUUGAGAACAUGAUGGUUGGUGCUUUCCCAUUCAUGGCUGAGUAGGAAUUGAACCUAUAGUUCCCUGCAUAUUAAAGCUAAGAUUUAAAAGUCUUAAAUCUUUACCUUUGAGCUGCUGGGGUAACAGAAGAGGAGAUAAAAGGGUAUGGUUGUUUACCUUCACUAGGCUUAGGAAUCUUCCUGUAAAGUGAUACUAAGUCAAAACUAUUUGUGUUAAAUUCAGUUCAGAUUUAAAAGUUUCAGCCUUGAGGUAUAUUUUCAGCAAGUAAUCUAUUGGCUAAAUAAUUCACUAGCUGUAUUAGGAGGAAAAACCUGAUUGAUUGAUUUGAUUUUAUCUUUAGUGGGUUUCUUUUGGAGGAAGAGAAGGAGAGCACCAUGGUAUUUUAGAAGAAUUUGUAGAAUACAAGAAUACAGAACAGGAAUUGCUUUCAGGAAGGACAGUUGUACAGUACCGUUAUUUGGGUUCCAACAGAAACAGUGAACAUAAGAUUAAUACACAAAUUGUGGAUUGUACAGAUGACUAAGCUCUUACGGGUUUAAAAUACCACUCAUGAAAAAUGUAAUGUUGAAUGAAAAAAUACAGACCUGAUUCCUCCUCCUUCCCCCUCUCCCCCACCACGGCUUGUUUUAAUUUAGGUAGUAAGCAUAUACCUAAGACUAAAUUAAAAAAAAUCUUUUAUAGUAUAGUUGUAUCUUCUGUCAAAGCAUGCUGACUUCUGCUAAAUCUAGAGAAAACUUACAUGGGAUUAAAUUAUUAAUACUCAUUUAUCAAGCCAUUAAAUAAAUUACUUUUUUCCUUUUACAAGGAAUUUUUUCUGGAAAGUUUUUAUUUAGCCAGAUUUCAGGUGUUCUACUACAAAAAGAAAGAUUUAUGCUAAUUUAAACUCCCAUGUUAAGUAAUAUGCUGUGAUCUGAUGUCAGCCAGUGGAACCACAGAGAAGCACAGAGUUCCAUGCACAUGUUUACUGCAGAUUAAGCAGCUAAGUGAAUCUUGUAGCAGUAGAUCCCUUUAACUACCAGAUUUUCGGUAUGCAUGUAUUACUUCCAUUGAGAAAUGAAACUUUAGCAUUUAGUCAUCACUGAAAGCAAAUAAAAAAUAUGUACUUCUCCCUUACUAAAUACAGCCAAGUUCUAGGAUGGGAUUUUGUACUUCUGCCAUUUUUUUUAUUUUUUCUUCUAAAGAGCUAGAUGCUGAUGGCUCUUAAGUGUAUUUCAAGAAUCCCAGCUCCUAGCUAUUUCUCAGGGUAGGGAGGGGUGUGUUUGGUUUUGUUUUUACAUUUUGUGGUUUGAAUUGAGGAUAAAAUGGAAGCUAAAUGCCUGUAUUAAAAUAAAAGUACCUGAGGUUCAUCUAUAAAUGACACAUAAAAAUUUUCUUCCUUUUUGAGCCAUUUUAUUAUGACAACUGGAUUUAAUAUCUGAUUUAAGGAAGAAAGGGAGAUGUGUAUCAAGGCUUCUUGAGUAAGUGUUCACUGACUCCUUAAAAAUUUUACAUUACUAAAAUGAUUUAUUGGACAUAUACUGAUUAUAUUGCCUUGCAGUAUCAUGAAUAGACUGGAGAUUUAAAAAACAAACAAACAAACGAAAACCCAACCAAACAAAACCCAAACAAAAAAAUCAAAACAACUGUUUGUCAUAAAAAAAGAUUCAAAUUUAUAAUGCUGUAGAGAAUUGGAGUAGCCUUGUGGUCUGGGCAUUUUGCGAGACUGGCACACACAGAUCUGUCCGUCCUCACAAAUCCACAGAGAGCAUCCAAAUUACUGGACUUCUCUGAGGUGGGUGUACCUUUCUUUCUUACUCUAGUGAAGUCUUACUGGAAAGAGGCUUAAGUGUGGAUAAGUGAUAGUAGCUACUGGAAGAUAGCUUGUUUAUCUGUAUUCAGUGAACAGAAAGCAAACUGAGAACAACUUAAUACCAAACACUUUAUUACUUAUGCUUGUUAUUUACAGUAUUUACAUAUUGCACGUUUGCUGGAAUGUUUUAUACAUUUAUUAUAUAAAGAAAAUUAAUGGCAGCUUGUGUUUGUGUACAAAAUCCAUGCUCCACAGUCCCAAAAAAUAUGUCUACUUGGAAUUACGUUCCUGUUUGUCAUGCAAUUUGUACUCCUAGGGUACAAUGUGACCCCAAUGCAAGUCUGUUUUAACCAAACUUUUAAAAAAUUGCAUAAGCAUGAAGGAUAUCAAGUGACCACAACUACUGUGGAGCAGAUCUUUAGUAGUUCUAGAUAUACAAACAAACAUUCCUUAAAAUUGUAGAAUUAAGCAAUAGAACAUCAAUUUUCUUGGUGAAAUAUUUGUGUAUACAUAAUUUUUGGCAGCAUUACACAUCAGUUGUAAAGUGUGUUUUUAAGUAUGGAGCAUUAAGUACUACUGGCAGUUAUGCUACUGUAAAGAAUGUCAAUCUGCAAACUGUUGACGACAUACAAAACGCAUGUUAAAAGAAUUAUGGGAAGUAGUCUGUCAAUCUGCAAAAAUAAAUCUCUUGUUCACAAUGGAAUAUGUUAUAAAGGUAGUAAGUUCUAUUUCCCUGUUGGUUUCCAAGGCACUUCUCUUGGUUCUUGGUGUUUCUUUUCAUGGUAGUAAUCUGGUGGAUAAAAAGAAAGAAGAAGAUUGCCUUUCAUCAUUUUUAUACUCACAUACAUGUGUUUAAGAAUGCAUUUGUCUCAUUGAAAAUAGUAAAUAAAACCAGAGAAUUUAGUAAUAA
This is a messenger RNA of Harpia harpyja (harpy eagle), 5175 nucleotides long. It is a transcript of the gene ACP1, whose product is annotated as acid phosphatase 1. Gene Ontology annotation, molecular function: non-membrane spanning protein tyrosine phosphatase activity; acid phosphatase activity. Bases 100 to 576 code for a protein of 158 amino acids. Gene Ontology annotation, cellular component: cytoplasm. The record is from RefSeq and is a predicted model, not a curated record. The transcript has 6 exons. Lineage: Eukaryota; Metazoa; Chordata; Aves; Accipitriformes; Accipitridae. Gene Ontology annotation, biological process: protein dephosphorylation.